AUUUAGCACAUGUUCCAGGAACAGCCAUUGAUGAGUUUUUACAAGAACUACACCACCUACUUAGCUCUUCAACUGCUACAAUAUCUAAAAGUUUGGUCGAUGACAUACUAAAGAGCAACAACAUCCAAGUUGAUGAAUCCAUUAUAGGAGAUAUUGCCACAGCAGUUUGUUCCGCUACUCCUGUUCAAAAGUCUCUUCAAAAGGGUGGGUCUCUGAGUACUUCAUAUCAACGCAGACGUUUUUAUACCCAAAAAUUUGGAGUAGUUGAACCUGUUACGCAUGUUUUGAAUGCAAAAGAGAAGCACACAUUUCAGUAUGUGCCAAUUUUGAAGUCUCUUCAGCAUAUUUUGAGGAGCCAGUCUGUAGUUGAGAAGCUUGUAAAAAAUCAUCGAGGAGCACAGCACACACAACCUGAUGAAUUCCAUGAGUACAAGACCCCCCAAGAUGGUACACUUUAUCAAAAGAACAGCUUUUUAAAUAACAAUGAGCUAAGAAUAUCUCUGAGCCUAUAUGUUGACGACUUCGAGACAUGUAACCCACUUGGCACCUCCAAGCCCAUUGUUGGGAAAAUCUUUGAAAGGUACUGUUCACUCUGUGGUAGCAGACAACCUGGGCGCCCACAGCCUAGCUGAAUUUCAGGAAAGUUUUUCUGCGGACUACUAUUGCCGACAGUGCACAGCAAAAAGUUGUGAUGUUCAACACCAUUGUUUCAUCAGAUGCAUUUGGCCCAAGAACUAAGGAGCAGCAUGCAUAUCAUGUAAAGUCCGCAAAAGAAACAGACAAGUGUAUUUGGAGUAAAAAGAGGGUGCACCUGAUCAGAAUGUUUGAGUUUCUUUCAUAUGAUUGGUGGCUACCCACCUGAUCUGGCUCAUGACCUUCUUGAAGGAAUCGUUCCAGUAGAGCUUGCUCACUGCCUUGCAAACUUUAUAUCAAAGGGUUACUUUAAAUUGGAUGACCUUAACACAGCCAAACAGACCUUUCCUUUCAAAUGGACAGGAAAAAUUAACAAGCCAAAUCCAGUACCAAUUAGAUUCGCGAGUCAAAAAUCCAUCAGGGGAAAUGCUCACGAAAACUGGGCUUUUCUGAGGUUUCUUCCAUUUCUGAUAGGGCAUUGUGUACCAGAGAGUAAACCAGCCUGGCUUGUG
Oryzias melastigma (Indian medaka) is the source of this 1145-nucleotide messenger RNA. RefSeq lists its product as uncharacterized. NCBI's taxonomy places the organism in Eukaryota, Metazoa, Chordata, Actinopteri, Beloniformes, Adrianichthyidae. The record is from RefSeq and is a predicted model, not a curated record.